Perca flavescens (yellow perch) is the source of this 9076-nucleotide messenger RNA. It is a transcript of the gene gbf1, whose product is annotated as golgi brefeldin A resistant guanine nucleotide exchange factor 1. The record is from RefSeq and is a predicted model, not a curated record. Gene Ontology annotation, biological process: regulation of ARF protein signal transduction. The transcript has 41 exons. NCBI's taxonomy places the organism in Eukaryota, Metazoa, Chordata, Actinopteri, Perciformes, Percidae. Gene Ontology annotation, molecular function: guanyl-nucleotide exchange factor activity. Bases 443 to 6097 code for a protein of 1884 amino acids.
GACAAAUUGUACAAACGCUACACAUCCGUAAACUUCGAUUCUCUCAUAUCCGUUUGCAUUUUAAAGCCCUACAUAACGCUUAAAGUGAUCAGUUUGCUUGCCUGUCAAUCAAAACUCGGUCACCAGGCUAGGUUGAGACUGCAGAGCUUUUCCACGUCAGUGUGUUUACCAAGACCAGAUUGACAGCUGCAGGAAGGUGUUCACUUUAUUCACUUAUGGAGCAUUCUUUGAAGAGUGAAUGAAUAAGUAGUGUUUGGAAAUAUUACGUUAUCACGCAGUGGAAUGUCCGAAACUUUUAGUUUGUCCUGUUCUCGUAGUGAGCUGAACUUUGGUCUUCUUCAUUCACUGUUGGCCGGCUAGCCUGCUAGUUUGCCGAGCUAGGCUAGCAUUAGCUACAGCAGGACUCCAUCUUUGAAAUAGCAGCAUCAUACAGAAAAGCAGCAUGGUGGACAAGAAUAUCUACAUCGUCCAGGGUGAAAUCAGUACUGUUGUUGGAGCUAUCAAGAGGAACUCCAGAUGGAAUACCCACACUCCACUGGAUGAAGAACAGGACCCGUUACUUAACAGCUUUGGCCACCUCAAGGAAAUACUCAACAACAUAAAAGAGCUGUCGGAUGUUGAACCCAACGUUUUUCUGAGGCCCUUCCUAGAAGUGGUCCGCUCUGAGGACACCACUGGACCAAUCACAGGCAUCGCCCUCACUUCUGUCAACAAGUUCCUUUCCUACAGCCUUAUAGAUGCCAACCAUGAAGCAGCAGCAGAAGCCAUUGAGAACAUGGCUGACGCCGUCACACACGCUAGAUUUGUGGGAACAGACCCUGCCAGCGAUGAAGUCGUCCUCAUGAAAAUUCUGCAGGUCCUCAGGACUCUGCUGCUGACACCAGUCGGAGCCCAUCUGACCAAUGAGUCCGUCUGUGAGAUCAUGCAGUCCUGCUUCAGGAUCUGCUUUGAGAUGCGUCUAAGUGAGCUCCUCAGGAAAUCAGCUGAACAUACACUGGUUGACAUGGUGCAGCUACUGUUCUCUAGACUACCACAGUUCAAAGAGGAGGCCAAGAGUUAUGUGGCUGCCAACAUGAAGAAGUUGAAGAUGCGUGCCGGUGGGAUUACAGAGUCAUCCAAAUGGAAGAAGCAGAAACGCUCACCGAGGCAGUCUCGCCACAUGGUUCGAAGUCCCUCCGGUCAGAUGGACUCAACGCAGUCCAGCACCCUCAGCAACAACAACAUUUUAGGUGGCGUCCCGUUCAUUGAGCAAGGCUUGUCCACCUCUGGCCUACCAGCUUCAGACAGUGCUGGUUCGUCAGUUUCCAGCCCUACAACCACAGACAGUGGCCUGGACACCUGUUCCAAAGCCGCCUCCAGGGAAGACCUAUCUGACCUGGAACAAUGUUACUCGUCGGCAACCACCCCUGGCAAUGUUGCUACGCUUCCAGGGACUGAGCCCGGCUCUCCGGAUUCACAGUCUGAGGGCAGGCAGGUAGAAACAGCUCAGUCGGCCUCGGUGGAGUCCAUCCCUGAGGUUCUGGAGGACAGAGACGCCAAUACAGAGCAGUCAGACAGCUCCUCUAUCCAUGACAUAGACUAUGUUAACCCCAGAGGAGUACGUUUCACACAGUCCACACAACGAGACGGAGCGUCCCUCAUCCCUUAUGGACUGCCAUGUCUAAGGGAGCUUUUUCGCUUCCUGAUCUCACUGACUAACCCCCAUGACCGCCACAACACUGAUGCCAUGAUGCACAUGGGCCUGCAGCUGCUGACUGUAGCGCUCGAGUCGGCACACAUUACGAACUACCAGUCUUUACUCGGACUGGUCAAAGAUGAGCUCUGCAGACAUCUCUUCCAGUUGCUGAGUGUGGACCGUAUGAACCUCUAUGCUUCCUCCAUACGGGUUUGCUUUUUGCUUUUUGAAAGCAUGAGAGUACAUCUUAAGUUUCAGCUUGAGAUGUACCUAAAGAAACUGAUGGACAUCAUCACGUCGGAGAACAUAAAGAUGCCCUAUGAGAUGAAGGAGAUGGCUCUGGAGGCACUGGUCCAGCUGUGGAGGAUUCCCAGCUUUGUCACUGAGCUGUACAUCAAUUUUGACUGUGACUACUACUUCUCCAAUCUGUUUGAGGACCUCACCAAGCUGCUGUCCAAGAAUGCGUUCCCAGUGUCGGGGCAGUUGUACACUACCCACCUCCUGUCACUAGAGGCUCUGCUCACAGUGAUCGACAGCACUGAAGCCCACUGCCAGGCCAAGGUGCUCAACAGCACUGGUCAACAAGACCAGUCAGAUACCCUGCUGGCAGAGGGAGAAGAUUCAAUCCAAAACCCAACAGAGACUACCACUGACCUCAAUAGACUGGCCAGUACCAAUGGUGUGAGUAUUCCACAAGCUGAGAAUGCACCAGCGUGUCCACCAACCAGUGGCCAUCUGAUGGCAGAGAAGAUGAUUCUGGGUAGGCAGGAUCAAGGGGACAAUGACACCGCUGAGAAGAGAGGCCCAAAAAAGCCUCAACGUUUCGCCUCAUGUUUACCUGAUUCUCAAGAGUUGAUGGACAUCAGAACAAAGAAAAAGCUGCUGAUCACAGGCACAGAGCAGUUUAACCAGAAGCCCAAGAAGGGCAUCCAGUUUCUGCAGGAGAAAGGCCUCCUCAGUAACCCCAUAGACAACAACCAGGUAGCCCAGUGGCUCCGAGAAAACCCCCGACUGGACAAAAAGAUGAUCGGAGAGUACAUCAGCGAUCGCAAGAACAUGGAACUGCUGGACAGCUUUGUAAACACAUUCACCUUCCAGGGGCUUCGUAUUGAUGAGGCCCUGCGGCUCUACCUGGAGGCCUUCAGACUGCCUGGAGAGGCUCCGGUCAUCCAGAGACUCCUCGAAACCUUCACCGACAACUGGCAUAAAGUGAACGGCUCUCCUUUCAUGACCAACGAUGCCGGCUUUGCCUUGGCCUACGCUGUCAUAAUGCUCAACACUGACCAGCAUAACCACAACGUCCGCAAGCAGAAUAUCCCCAUGACUAUAGAGCAAUUCAAGAAAAAUCUGAAGGGGGUAAAUGGAAACAAAGACUUUGACCAGGACAUGUUGGAGGAUAUCUACAAUGCUAUCAAGAACGAGGAGAUCGUGAUGCCAGAUGAGCAGACCGGGUUAGUGAAGGACAACUAUGUAUGGAGUGUGUUGCUCCACCGCGGCGCCACACCUGAAGGCCUCUUCCUCCACCUGCCGGCCGGCAGCUACGACCAUGACCUGUUCACCAUGACCUGGGGCCCAACCAUCGCUGCCCUCUCCUACGUCUUUGACAAGAGCCUGGACGACAACAUCAUCCAGAAGGCCAUCACUGGCUUCAGGAAAUGCGCAAUGAUAGCAGCUCACUAUGGCUUCAGUGACGUUUUUGACAAUUUGAUUAUCUCCCUCUGCAAGUUCACCACCCUGAGCAGUGAGUCUGUGGAAAACCUUCCUACAGUGUUUGGCAGCAAUAAUAAGGCACAGACAGCAGCCAAGACGGUGUUUGACCUCGCUCAUCGGCACGGCAACAUCCUGAGGGAGGGCUGGAAGAACAUCAUGGACUCCAUGCUACAGCUGUUCAGAGCCGAGCUGCUGCCCAAAGCCAUGGUGGAGGUGGAGGAUUUCGUGGAGCCAAAUGGGAAAAUUUCUCUUCAAAGAGAGGAAACGCCGUCAAAUCGGGGGGAGUCGGCAGUGUUGAGUUUUGUCAACUGGUUGACGUUAAGUGGAGCCGAGCAGUCGGGACUCAGAGGACCCUCCACGGAAAACCAAGAGGCCAAGCAGGCUGCCAUCCUAUGCAUAAAGCAAUGUGACCCCGAAAAGCUGAUCACAGAGAGUAAAUUUUUACAGCUGGAGUCUCUGCAGGAGCUAAUGAAGGCUCUGAUAUCGGUCACCCCAGAUGAAGAGACGUAUGAUGAAGAGGAUGCUGCCUUCUGCUUGGAGAUGUUGCUGCGGAUCAUUCUGGAGAACCGAGACCGUGUAUCAUGUGUGUGGCAGACAGUGCGAGACCAUCUCUGCCAUCUCUGCGUCCACCCCAACGAGAGCUGCUUCCUGGUGGAGAGGGCUGUGGUGGGACUCCUUCGACUUGCCAUCCGCCUGCUACGACGAGAAGACGUUAGCUGUCAGGUUCUCCUCUCACUGCGUCUCCUUCUGAUGAUGAAGCCCCCCGUCCUGGCCCGGGUCAGCAGGGAGGUGGCCUAUGGCCUCCAUGAGCUGCUGAAGACCAACGCAGCCAACAUCCACUGUACAAACGACUGGUUCACGCUCUUCUCUCUGCUGGAGUGCAUCGGAGCCGGGGUGAAACCUCCUGCCUCCUUCCAGCUCACCUCUAACACACCGGACAGCGACACAGGAGCCCAGUCAGAUAGCGAGCUGCCGUCUCCUCAUCUUAGUGAAGUGAGUUCAGAGCGUGGCUACACGUCUGACUCCGGGGUCUACACCGAGCACAGCAAGACCAGGAUCCCUCGCUCAGCAACAGAUGUGGACGUAGCAAGCAGUGGAUGGCUAGUGGUUGGGAAAGAUGACCUGGAGAUGAGUAAGACCCCUCCUGUGAACUCUAAAGCUCAGUUGAAUCACCCGCUGGUCAACCAGUACAGUCUGACGCUGGGCCAGGACCUGGGCCAGCACGACACCAAAUCUCUCAUCAAGUGUGUGGAAACGCUGUCGUUCAUCGUCCGGGAUGCCGCCCACGUCACCCCGGACAACUUCGAGCUGUGUGUUCGAGCUAUAAGAGUGUUUGUGGAGGCCAGCCUCAACGGAGGUUACCGCAACCACGAUAAGAAGAAGAGCCACAAGUAUGACUCCUCCAAGUCCCGGAUGAGAAAGAAGGCCGGGGGAAGGGACAAGGAGGGGGGUGGUGGCCAGAGGCGAGGUGGCAGCCGGGCGGCCAGCCAGCGUCCGUCACGUUCCCACAGCGACGAGGAAGAGGACGAGGGUGUCCCGGCCAGCUACCACACGGUGUCAUUACAGCUGUUAGACCUGAUGCACACUCUGCACACGCGGGCUGCCAGCAUCUACAGCUCCUGGGCAGAGGAGCAGCGCCACCGGGAGGCUGCAGGGAGGAAGAUUGAGGCCGACUCCCAGACUCUGUGGACCAGCUGCUGGUGCCCACUGCUGCAAGGCAUUGCGUGGCUGUGCUGUGAUGCCAGGCGACAGGUUCGUAUGCAGGCCCUCACCUACCUCCAGAGGGCACUGCUGGUCCAUGAUCUGCAGACACUCGAUGCAACUGAGUGGGAGUCCUGCUUCAAUAAGGUGCUUUUCCCCCUGCUGACUAAGCUGCUUGACAACAUCAGCCCAGCAGAUGUGGGCGGUAUGGAGGAGACCAGGAUGAGAGCCUGCACACUCCUCUCAAAGGUUUUCCUGCAGCACCUCUCUCCUCUGCUGUCCCUGCCAACCUUUGCUGCCCUUUGGCUCACCAUUCUGGAUUUCAUGGACAAGUACAUGCACGCAGGAUCCAGUGACUUACUGUUGGAGGCAAUCCCUGAGUCUCUGAAGAACAUGCUGCUGGUGAUGGACACAGCAGGGAUCUUCCACAGCGCUGACUCCAGGACAGGAUACUCGGACCUGUGGGAAAUCACCUGGGAGCGAAUCGUCUGCUUCCUGCCUCACCUGAGGGAGGAGCUCUUCAAACAGACUGUGAUAGCAGAUCCAGUACCCAGUCCUGCAGCAGAACCCGUGCAACCGCCACCCUCAGCAGGCCAGCCUUCAUCCCCUCAGGUGUCUCCACCACCUGUCCAGCCGCCCUCCCCAGUCCCAGCCCCCCCGGCAGAGACACAGACCCCCAGCAGGCCAGCAUCCCCCCAGGAGCCCCAACCAGCCAGUGCCAACGGAAACACUGCAGGUUUGCUGCUACACACCCAGAGAAAUAAACUCAGAUCGAUCAGACCGCUCGUCUCCAGUCCCCCCUCCAUCCCCCCCCUGCCCGUGCCACUAACGACGUCCCCCGCCCAGGCUCCCUCCCCGCUCAUCCUGCAGCCCCUGGCCUCCCCCCUGCAGGUGGGGGUCCCGCCCAUGUCCCUGCCGAUCAUCCUGAACCCCGCCCUGAUCGAGGCCACGUCCCCGGUGCCGCUACUGCCCAGUCCCAGAGCUACGAACCCUUCUGACCAGGUCAAGUAAGGGAACUGGAGGCCCCCGUCAUCCUUCAGACCACCGUAACAACUGGAUCCAACAGACUUCUACUACAACUCCAACAGCGCAUCACCAGGUUUUUAAAUGAUGUCACAUUGUAUGUAGAAGAAGACAAAAUAGAUGGGACACCAUAAUUAUACCACAAUAUUGCCCCCCCAAACAUCUGACCUUGUUGAAAAAAAUUAAUAAUUACUGGUGCACAUUGCAUUCUUUGUGCUAUUUUUGUGUUUGGUAUAUUCUUCUUCCUGUGGAUGGACGACUAAAUGGGGACAAUAGGACAUCAUGUCCAGAUUGUUGGGAACAGAAAAUGCAGGAUAAAAGUCAUAAAAGGAAAAAUCUGAUUUAUUCUUUUAAUAUUUAAGCCCUUGUUGUAAUUGACAUUUUUAGCGUAACCCACUCAAACUGUAGAUUUCAACAAGGGCUGGAUCUGCCAGAGAAGGCAGGGAGGAAGGGGGGAGAUGUUAUACUACACAUGGUGAGCGUUUUAUUGGCUGAUCCCAGAAUUUUUAAAUUCAGUGUGUUUUAGACCAAUAAAAUAAAAUACAAACUCUGAUUCCAUAUUUCCCCACCACAGUUUUAUUCCUGGGAGUGUUAGACAGGCGCUAAUUGUCUUAAAAUCUCCUAAAAGACCCAAAGCUAACAAUGUGUUCCUUCCAUCUGUCAAUACUACCCCAUCUGUGGCUCUCAGCUCCAAGCCCAUUGGUUCCUACUGAAGAUGUAAAACUUUAAAAACACCUCACAAAAAUAUAGUUUCAUUUUUAUUUGAAAUGGCUCCGUUGUUUCCUACAACACUGGUCACUGUUGUUUUUAACCAACGUUACUCAAACAGGAAAUAGAGCAUUUGUGGGGACUAUUUUCAGCAGCGGAUUCAACCACAAUUUGGUGCUCUAGUAUUUGUGGGGUUGAGUCAAAAUAAAAUCCAAUAUGUGUGUGUGUUUGUGUGUGUGUGUGUGUGUGUGUGUGUGUGUGUGUGUGUGUGUGUGUGUGUUCGUGUGUGUUCGUCCAUGGUGAUGAAGGCAGAGUCAGUGUGUUUUUAAUAGUUUUGGCCAACAAUGGAUCUCUGUGGCACAAAGGAAGAAGAUAUACCACCAGUUUUGGGUAACAUGGUCUUCAGAGUAUUUCUGUUUUGGCAACCCCCCCAUCCCCCCUCCCAUAGAUUUGAACUUGAUACGACCAGGCUGACCUCAUGGCUUCGCUCACACACCUGUGCUUUAUGCUAAUCUAAAGAUGAUUUACAGUAAAGAUCCACACAAGAAAGUUAUUUCUUUUCAAUUCUGCAUGAGCUCUUUGCCCCCCGACAACAACAAGCUUUGAUUUUGGGCGCCUUAUGAAUUCCUCUUCCACUGAAUCCAGAGGCACCGUGUGCACAUGAAGCCUUCUGAGAUGACAUUCCAACAUGUAGAUACCGGAGUGUGCAGUGAGCUUGGCCCACUGUACGGAGGACAGUUAGAGAUCCAAAUAGUGACUUUUAUGGUUUAUGAUAAGUCUAACGAAUCAGAGUUGAGUAUUGAUGUCAUGUUAUCAUGUUUGUGUAGCUUGCUGCAACAGUCCACACAUGAUUAAUCCCCAGGGCCAGAGCAGCUGGCUAACUCCUCAUAUCACACACACAUCUGUUAAAUGAGAUCAUUACUGAAUACCUACCGCUGAAUUUGUAGCAUUGGAAUACUUUGAAAAACAUCCAUCUUUUUUUUUUCUGCAGGUUAUUUCAAGUUGUAUAAUAAAAAUAAACGUAUUUAUUAUUACUUAAAAAUAACUUUAUUCAUCCCCAGUGGAGCCAUUAGAAAGCAUCCAUAGAAGAGCAGCCCAGAGGGCUACAUCUCGGUUUCCGGCUGAUGUUUGCUCUGGUGCGUUUGGCGUGUAGUUCAGUGCGUCUGUGCUGGCCUGGAUGGAUCUCGCUCCACUUCCUGUUUGUCUGUGGCGUUAAUGCGAAACGGACCACAGGGCUGUGUGAUCGUAUAUCAUGUGAUUUUAAUUUGAAUUAAAAAUGUAUACUCUUCAGUCCAUCUGCUGAGAUCUGUGUUGUAUGCAAUAUCAUUUGGUAACUGUGGUAACAUAUAUGUGCACCAGCAUGUGGGAUUUUCCCAGAUUCAUGAUGAAGUGAAAAUAAGUUAAAGCAGAUGUUUGAGCAGUUAUUUAAAAACUAAAACGACUGAAACGUAGUGUGCACACAGUAACUCUCCCGUUGGCAUCUGCUCGUCACUACUUCGGACUUGUGACAUCCAUUAGAUUCCGAUUUCUUUUGACGUCACUUGAUCCCUUACAUCAGAUCAUUUGACUAACUACAUUUUAACAACAUGAAUAGAACACAUAAAACCUACAAUCUAAUUUCUGAUGUGGCACCACAGCCAUCAUGGAGCUUGUCAGCCUGUUAGUAUGGGUGUGGCUUCCAUUUAUGAUCUACUUAACAGAGUGGGAUUUAGACCACAUACAUUUAGAUCAAUAGUUUUCAAAGUACAGUAUUGUUGUGCUAUAAAUUCUGCGGUAUUAAACGUUUCUAAAGUAUGUAUUCAGUUGCGGUUACAUUUCACAAUGAGGGGUUGAGCUGCUCCAGUUUGCUUCCAUAGAAUGUGUUGAUGUUCUUGCAUGCUGAUUGUGCCUUGUGUACAACAACACGGACCCUGACAAACUGAUGGAGACUAAUUCAUCAUGUUAAUGCCAAAUAUGUGACGUGGACAGCUUGACAUCCACUCAGUGUGGCCCUGGGAUUCUCUCAGUGAUGUUAAAUGUUAUUUAUUGAGUUGGGAAAGAAGAGAUGAACUUUUCCAUUGCAGUACAGUUGGCAGUCAGGUAACACUGCAGCCUUAUAGAGCCACCAACAUGAGACAUUUUGUAAGCUGUUAAUUUGUUGUAGGGGACUCUUAUCAGCAGCCGAGUCUUGCUUGAAAAGGAAAUUACAUGAAUAUGUGUAUAUAUAAAUAAAAGGUAAUGUACUUUUUACUAUGUAAUAAAUAUAAUGUAAAGAAAGUG